GCUGCAGUGCGGGACGGGGCGGCCGCGGCAGGAUGGCGGUGGCGGGCAGAGGGGCUGCGGCCGUGAAGCCCAUCUUCAGCCGGGACCUGGUCGAGGCCAAGCGGCGCGUGAGGGAGCUGUACCGCGCCUGGUACCGCGAGGUGCCCAACUCGGUGCACCUGUACCAGCUGGACAUCACGGUGAAGCAGGGCCGCAACAAGGUGCGGGAGAUGUUCAUGAAGAACGCCCAUGUGACGGACCCGCGGGUGAUCGACAUGCUGGUCAUUAAGGGGAAAAUGGAUCUUCAAGAAACCAUAAAUGUAUGGAAGCAGAGGACACACGUCAUGAGGUAUUUUCAUGAGACGGAAACCCCACGACCUAAAGACUUUCUGUCCAAAUUCUAUGAAGGCCACGAUCCAUGAAGCAGAUUCUGUGUCUUCCUGUCUUGUAUUACAAAUAAAGUUCUACAUGAUACAAAAAAAUCUGUACAGACAGAUUGUAUACCAGCCUACGAGACUAUUCAAUAAAUCUGAAUCUGGUAUUUAUGCAA
This is a messenger RNA of Centrocercus urophasianus (Greater sage-grouse), 529 nucleotides long. It is a transcript of the gene NDUFA6, whose product is annotated as NADH:ubiquinone oxidoreductase subunit A6. Gene Ontology annotation, biological process: response to oxidative stress. NCBI's taxonomy places the organism in Eukaryota, Metazoa, Chordata, Aves, Galliformes, Phasianidae. The coding region runs from base 33 to 401 and encodes 122 amino acids. The record is from RefSeq and is a predicted model, not a curated record. The transcript is spliced from 3 exons.